AUGAGAAACGAAGAUAAUUCGAAACGCCCUUAUGGGUCCCAAGUUAAUAAUAGGACUAUAUUAGAACAGGUUGGCGAGUAUUUAAGUGCUCAUGUCCAACAGCAGGUUGAAGACAAGCAGUCAGUGCCGGUAGAUAGCAAGGUCAAUACUGGACUGGAUGGAGUACGUCUCCCCAGAGGCGAACCCUAUACUAAUGAGCAAACAAGCUGGAGUCCGGACAAUAUUCUGGGGCUUGAAGAAUUUGACCGAUCAUUAUUGGAAGUGGGCAACAGAGAACUUGACGCUAAGCCGCAUGUAUCUGUUCCAGGGGCGGAUUUGAGCACUGCAGUUAUAGACUUCUCCCUGCUAGACGAAAACCAUGUUCCUGAAUAUGAAGAGAGCGAUAGUCGAUAUCACCAAGGUCACAGUCUUGAUCAUGGUCAGGCUGAACGAUAUAGUUCAAACCAGAAUCUCGAGGAUGAUAUAUUUUCGCCGAUGGUGUCACCGAUGGUUGCUCCAUGGAAAUCUGUUUCUAAUACUCCAUUCUUGAAUGCGAAUACACUCCAUACUACUCAAAAUACCCCGUAUUUACAAACAGAGAACAAGGCUGCAGGUGCUCAUUUACUAAAGGACAAGAAAACCUUCUCUCCACUGUCUUCGCCAGCGUUAAAGGCAGUCAAGGGUUGUAGAUCGAACAGUUUUAGUCUUCCUGAGGCUAGUAUUACAUCUGGAAAGUCUAGGAGCAAGCGAACUCCCCAUUCCACACCUUAUAUGGCCGCAUCAAGUGGUAAGGUUGUUAAACAGUCGCCGCUAGUUGGUCCAAGGAAAGCCCCGUCCCCUCCUAGAAUGAAAUCUUCGGCUUGGGACGAUAUGCUUCGUCUACCGGGGCCUUCUAUAAGCACCCAGUCAACACAACAUUAUGCAGCAUCUCUUGGCAGUGCAUCUGAGGGAACUCCUCACUCUCAUUCUGCUGUUUCUACCUCUUCUAUGGGAACGGGAGAUGAACCACAGCCGAUGGAAGAGCAGCAGCACUCAUCUUCUAUGGUGAAUUUUACACAACUUAUACUGCCUUCCAAUAAUAAUACUAGUAGGACUUCCCCGCCUUCAGAUGGUAAGGCAAUACGGGCAACUGAAUCUGCUGUUUUCAAUGCACGCAAAUAUAGCGUAAACGCAGAUAACGAUGUAAACCAGCCACAUUCCAAAGCAAAUGGCAAUUCCAAGUCAAAUGCGUAUUCUGCUAAGAACUUACAGGACCCUAUGCUAAAGAAACGUGACGCUAGAAGUACUACAGCCGAUAAUUAUCAGAAUGACGAUGAAUAUACAAAAAAAGAAGUACACAAGGCCGCAGAACAAAUCAGGCGAAACAGAUUGAAUAAUGCCCUCUUAGAACUAAACUCCCUCAUUCCACAAGAAAUGAAGGAAACCGUCCAAAUUCCGUCUAAGGCAACAACUGUAGAAUUGGCCUGUAAAUAUAUCAAACAGCUAACUGGUAAGGAGAGAUGA
Molecule: messenger RNA, 1482 nt
Organism: Eremothecium sinecaudum
Lineage: Eukaryota; Fungi; Ascomycota; Saccharomycetes; Saccharomycetales; Saccharomycetaceae
Gene: PHO4
Product: phosphate-sensing transcription factor PHO4
Exons: 1
Coding region: 1-1482 (493 amino acids)
Molecular function (GO): protein dimerization activity
Source: RefSeq, a predicted model, not a curated record